UUACUCUAUCUCAAAUUCGCGCAUUCGCCUGUCUCGCUCGAACAAACACGUAAACGCGCACGCGUUGGCUCAUUUAGCUGUAUACUCUGAAGUAUCAAAACAACGGGUGCCGAAAUGCAGUGUUCGUGAUUGCGUUCUUGCGUUUUUAUGCGUCGCGUUACCGCUUGUUAUGGCAAUCAGGCCGUUGUGGCCUGACUUGCGACCGCGAGCGACGGAUCCGCUGUGGUUCAACGCGGAUCGGCCGUGCGACGACGAGAGCGAAGUCGCCGCGCUCGAGGCGGAGCAUCAAGCAUGGGCAGAACACGUACGAGUGCAGGGCUACGACAACAUCCCGAUUGGAAAAACCGUGAGCGACGUGAGUUAACCUCACUUCCUAAGCUUUUUGAUGUGACCGCUGCGUUUACACCUUGCUUUCGAGAAUCCGAGGAGGACGAAGAAGAAGAAGAAGAGGAAGAGGGCGAAGGCGAGGAGGAGGAUGAGUCGGACACCCAUGAGGAAGAAGAAGAGGAGCUUGACGAGAUCGACAUGGAAGUCAGUUACACCUCCCAUCAUCCGCAAAGAUCCAGUCCGACGGAUCUGGUGAGCCCACCCGUGUCCAUCAGAAUGGUCAAUGCGACGAAUAUAACUCGUUAUCCGUAACUUCAAUUCAGUUCAUAACAGCACUGAACGACUAUGUGUAAAGUAUAUUUAUUUCCAAGAGUCUCAAACACAGUAGUAUGCCUUUGUCAUAAUACUUUGUAAGCUUAUAUAUAUUGUAGUUUAUUCUUACUAUAUCGAUUAUAUUAAAAUGCGGAUUAAUAAAUAUCUACCUAUUUCUCUA
Messenger RNA from Odontomachus brunneus, 820 nucleotides. RefSeq names its product anaphase-promoting complex subunit 15-like. Lineage: Eukaryota; Metazoa; Arthropoda; Insecta; Hymenoptera; Formicidae. Gene Ontology annotation, cellular component: anaphase-promoting complex. The record is from RefSeq and is a predicted model, not a curated record. Bases 292 to 639 code for a protein of 115 amino acids. Gene Ontology annotation, biological process: regulation of mitotic cell cycle spindle assembly checkpoint. The transcript is spliced from 3 exons.